Lycium barbarum (goji berry) is the source of this 1414-nucleotide messenger RNA. RefSeq names its product actin. The transcript is spliced from 5 exons. NCBI's taxonomy places the organism in Eukaryota, Viridiplantae, Streptophyta, Magnoliopsida, Solanales, Solanaceae. Gene Ontology annotation, cellular component: cytoplasm. The coding region runs from base 148 to 1281 and encodes 377 amino acids. The record is from RefSeq and is a predicted model, not a curated record.
UAUGGUUGUUUUUGAGGCGUUGGGUUUCAUUUCAAUUUUGCUUUGUUUUUUUAAUUUUGUAUAGUCACAGCCAACCGUGGGCACCAUCAGCUUACUCCUCUCCCAAAAGCUCCUUUUUUUUUUUUUUUAAUCCAAAGUAUAUAAAAAAUGGCAGAUGGUGAGGAUAUUCAGCCACUCGUCUGUGAUAAUGGGACUGGAAUGGUCAAGGCUGGAUUUGCUGGAGAUGAUGCUCCAAGAGCAGUAUUUCCAAGCAUUGUUGGUCGCCCACGUCACACGGGUGUGAUGGUUGGCAUGGGGCAAAAAGAUGCAUAUGUUGGUGAUGAAGCUCAAUCCAAACGUGGUAUUCUAACUUUGAAAUAUCCAAUUGAACAUGGUAUUGUGAGCAACUGGGAUGACAUGGAGAAAAUAUGGCAUCACACAUUUUACAACGAACUUCGUGUUGCCCCAGAGGAACAUCCUGUUCUGCUCACUGAAGCACCUCUCAACCCGAAGGCUAAUCGCGAAAAGAUGACUCAAAUCAUGUUCGAGACAUUUAACACUCCCGCUAUGUAUGUUGCCAUUCAAGCCGUUCUAUCCCUUUAUGCCAGUGGUCGUACAACAGGUAUUGUCCUGGACUCUGGUGAUGGUGUCAGCCACACUGUCCCAAUCUACGAGGGAUACGCUCUACCACAUGCUAUCCUCCGUCUCGAUUUAGCCGGUCGUGACCUUACCGAUCACCUAAUGAAAAUCUUAACUGAGCGCGGUUACUCAUUCACCACUACUGCUGAACGAGAAAUCGUGAGGGACGUGAAGGAAAAACUCUCCUACAUUGCCCUCGACUAUGAACAAGAGAUGGACACGUCGAAAACUAGCUCCUCUGUUGAGAAGAGCUAUGAGUUGCCCGAUGGUCAAGUCAUCACGAUCGGUGCUGAGCGUUUCAGAUGCCCAGAAGUACUUUUCCAGCCUUCAAUGAUUGGAAUGGAAGCUGCGGGUAUUCAUGAAACGACGUAUAACUCGAUCAUGAAGUGUGACGUGGAUAUUAGGAAGGAUCUAUAUGGUAACAUCGUACUUAGUGGCGGUUCGACUAUGUUUCCUGGGAUUGCUGAUAGGAUGAGUAAGGAAAUCACAGCAUUGGCUCCAAGCAGCAUGAAAAUUAAGGUGGUAGCUCCACCUGAGAGGAAGUAUAGUGUUUGGAUUGGAGGUUCCAUUUUGGCUUCUUUAAGUACCUUCCAACAGAUGUGGAUUGCAAAGGCAGAAUACGAUGAAUCUGGUCCAUCCAUUGUGCACAGAAAAUGCUUCUAAUUCUUUUUAGACAUGUAAUAUUCUUAUGUCUCUGUAACAAUGGCAAAUAAAUUUUCCACAAUUGACAGUUCCAUGUAGAUUUUGUUGGUUGUGAACUUUGACCUUAUAUGGUAAAUCUAAUUGUUUUUCAUUA